Drosophila gunungcola (fruit fly) is the source of this 1373-nucleotide messenger RNA. RefSeq lists its product as uncharacterized. The coding region runs from base 31 to 1305 and encodes 424 amino acids. The transcript has a single exon. The record is from RefSeq and is a predicted model, not a curated record. Lineage: Eukaryota; Metazoa; Arthropoda; Insecta; Diptera; Drosophilidae.
UACUGAAAACUCCAAACAGUUGACUUCGAGAUGGCUACCGCACUAGAACUGAGUCCCACCGAAAUUCGCGGCAUGUGCCAGCAAUAUUUGCAUCAGGAUGUUUCCAAUUCUGAUUCUGGAUUUGAUAUAGUCAGUUAUCAAUUAAGACCCACAUCGGAUGCACCGUCUGGAUACUUGGGUAGUCACUUUUACCUGCAGGUCACUCUUCGGCUCCACAAUCCCGAGGAAAUCAAGCAACUCACCUUCUUCUCGAAGUCGGCUCCCGAGGGAAACGCCUCGCGGAUGGAGUAUCUGGAGAAUUUCGGUGUUUUCCAGAAGGAAAUCGUUGUCUACCAGAACGUACUUCCAGAUUUGCACAAAGCGUGCGCCGAAGUGGCGCCCAAGUGCUAUUAUGCGGAUAAGAAUCUGCUGGUCCUCGAGAAUCUGGCCGAUCAGGGAUAUCGCAUGGGUGCCGGUCGUGAUGGUUUGUUGUCCUACGAACAGCUCCAUUGUUGCCUGAAAACCUUGGCUGCCAUGCAUGCUGGUUCCAUUAUUCAGGAGCAUCGAACGGGCAAAAAACUAACCGAAUUGCAGCCAAAAUCGGUGGUGGAGAAUGCCUAUCCCUGCGAUGUGACCGCAGAUCAUCUGAGAGUGGUGAACUUUCAAAAUGCCUGCCAGGUGAUCAAGGAGUUCAUCAAACUGAUACCCAAAUAUCAGUCACAGCUGGACUAUAUAUUGGAGAACUUCACUGAAAGGAUGUCCUACAUUUUCGAGGCCGUCAAGACCUCUGACGUAUAUCAAAAUACCAUACUCCAUGGCGAUUUGUGGGCCAAUAAUAUAAUGUUUCAAUAUGGCAAAUAUGGGGAGAGUCCUCUGCAGUGUCGCCUUGUCGACUUCCAGUUGGCCAGAUAUGCCCCACCUGCCCUCGAUGUACUGACCGUACUCACUAUACCCACAUCGAAGGCAUUCAGGGAUGCCCAUCUUAGUGAACUUCUUUCGGAAUAUUACCGCUUUAUGACUGAGUUCCUGAAGCGAGCUGAUUUGGAUAUAGCUCGUUUUAUGCCGGAGCAGAGUUUCUAUAAAUCCGUGGCGGAGUUCCGAAGUAUUGGCUUAAUUGAGAGCUGUUUGUUCUGCCAUUUGGUGAUUCUUCCAUCUUCCUGCACCCAGAAAUUGACCAGCUCUGCGGAUGGUUUCAGUGAUUUCUUUAGUCACAAACGCAUCGAGAUUUGCCUAGAGGCAUUCAACACAGACGACUUGUACCGAAAUCGCUUGGUGGACAUGAUCCAAGACUUUGUAGAUAAUUUUGUUUUAAAAGAUAAGAAGUAAUAUAUAUCCCAUUACAAAUAUUACUUUUUUUUUAUUUUUUAAAAAAGGUUAGAGCCUGCUUUAUAAUU